This is a messenger RNA of Drepanopeziza brunnea f. sp. 'multigermtubi' MB_m1, 564 nucleotides long. The record is from RefSeq and is a predicted model, not a curated record. NCBI's taxonomy places the organism in Eukaryota, Fungi, Ascomycota, Leotiomycetes, Helotiales, Drepanopezizaceae.
AUGCCACCACUCCCUCGAGUCUCUUUGCUUUUUGGUGGGGGCACGAGUCAGGCGCCCCUGAGCCGUCCGGAUUCCCCAAAGACCCGUGAGGGAAACAACAGGGACAAGGACCGGGCUCUCACAACCCUGCCGUCUAUCAGGAUGAUGCACUUCACAUCGAAGGCGCCGCUGUCAACGGGUCAAGCACAAGUUGAUCGCAAGUGUCCAGAUGAUAUCAUCCACAUCACCAACCAGAUCCGGGACUGGUCGAUCUAUCUGGCCUGCGCUCCGAGUGCCCAGUCCCAAGUGCCCAUUGGCCGAAGAUUGACGAUGGUCGUGGUCGUAGUCGUAGACGAAGCUGCUCGAUGGCUUGCGUGCGGUGCCCGGUGCCCGGUGCCCGGCCAAGGUCAACAGCGAGGAAAGAAGGGACAACAACAACAACAACAACAACAACAACAACAACAACAACAACAACAACAACAACAACAACAACAACAACAACAACAACAACAGCAACAACAACAACAACAACCACAACCACAACCACCACCACCAUUCACGGGCCUCCCUCCUCCUUCCCCCUAG